Pogona vitticeps (central bearded dragon) is the source of this 1215-nucleotide messenger RNA. Lineage: Eukaryota; Metazoa; Chordata; Lepidosauria; Squamata; Agamidae. The record is from RefSeq and is a predicted model, not a curated record.
UUGGCGCCCCACGUGCUGCCGGCCCUUGCUGAGGUCUCGCGGAAGCUCGCUCGGCGGUUACCCUUGGCAACCAAGGCACGCGCCGUAGCUACGAGCGGGCCGGCGCUCCUUGGGUAGCGCGGCCACCCUGAGGGGGGCAGAAGCUGAGGCGGUGGCCAUGGAAGAGGCCGCGACGGCGACGAGGACGACCGCCAGCACCACAACGGAGGGCACCUUCUGCCUGCACCAGGUUACAGUAACUGAAAGCUCUGAAGAUGACUAUCAGUAUGAAGAGGUACCAACAGAUGAUGACUUUAACUUGCAAGAAGGUGAUGAAGACCUGGCAAAAGCUUUAUGCACUAUGCAAGAACAGGCUGUUGAUGCCCAAAUUAUGGCUCAACGGCCAAGCCAGGCUGCUAAGCAUUCCUUGUCUGAAACACCAGAAGUUGUAGAUGAUUUCCUUUGCAAUUUCCUAAUCAGAAUGGGCAUGAACAGAACUUUGGACUGCUUUCAAACUGAAUGGUAUGAACUGAUGCAGAGAGGUUUACUUGAACCUAAAGACAUUGGAUUUGUUCCAGAUGCAUACACCUGCAAUCAGCAGCUGGAGAGGGAAAACAAAUAUUUAAAAAAGGAAAUGGAGAGCUAUAAGUUUGCAGCCAACAAAGCUAAAGAGCUACUGUUAAAAGUGCAGAAAGAGCGUGACUUCCAUCGAAUGCAUCAUAAACGAGUGGUCCAGGAAAAGAACAGGCUCAUUAAUGAUAUUAAAAGGUUGAAGACACAUUAUGCAUCGUAUGAGCCAAUGUUAAGGCAGUUGAAAGAAAAAUAUGAGACUUUGCUGAGAGAAAAAAUGCUUACAAGUUUGGAAAGAGAUAGAGCAGUUGGACAGAUUACAGGCUUGCAAGCUACCUUACAAAGCUUGGAGUCUGGAAACAGUGUGCACAUUCCAGUGGCCAGAGCUGGUCAUAGGUGUGAAAGAGAGGAUGGACUAGAAGGACCCUCCCAAAGAGCUAUCAGAGAGGCUAGGGAACAAAAAGUGUAUUCUGGAGUUAACCCUUAUGAUCCAGCAAAAGAUCCAACGAAACAGAUUGGCAAGAGAUAUCCAAAGGAUUCAGAAUUUCCUGAAGAUAUUCAAGUGAAUCCUUACCUUGCACGUGCAAAGGAAUGUGUGCGCCCACUAAAGUCUGGAGUAUAUAGGCUGAGCAACACUUUGAAAGUACAUGAUCUAGCAGUGAGCUG